UUUUCAAAGUUUCACUUCCGUGUCGGAAAUUUUCUACAAGAAAAAACUUUUUCUUAGCAUACUUUUAUUAUUGUUUACAGACUCACAAGUGAAAGAGAUGCCGAAGUCUCCUUCAAGGACUUCAAAGAAAAAGAAAUACAAUGCCAGAUUUCCACCUGCAAGGAUAAAGAAAAUUAUGCAAACAGAUGAAGAUGUAGGAAAAGUUGCUGCUGCUGUUCCUGUCAUUAUCUCUAGAGCCUUGGAGAUGUUUAUUGAAUCUCUGAUAACUGAAACUGCUAAAACAACAAUAGCCAGAAAUGCCAAAACUCUGUCAUCAUCACAUAUAAAACAAACAAUUGAAACAAACAAGCAGUUUGAUUUUCUUCGUGAUUUAGUGGCGAAUGUUCCAGACCAUCAAGUGGAAGACACCAGUGCAGAUAUCCCUGUUAAUGAUGCAGAACCUACAUCUAAGAAAGGUCGAGGGAGACCAAAAAAAGUUAAAGAUGGAUGUAGCAGCAAAAAGCCAAAAGGAGAGUCAUCAAAAGCUUCAUCAGAUACCUCGGAAGAGGAGGAUGAAGAUGAGGAGGAUGAAGACACAGAAACAGACGAAGAAAGCUCUGCGGGUUAUUCAGUGACGCCACCUUAUGUAAGAAACUCAGACAGACUUGGCCAAAGUGCAGAGCCACCCAACAGUACAGCCACACCCAAUGCCUUCAUGAACAAUAUUCAUAACACAAAUACCAACUUUGCUCCGUUUUUUACCAACCCAGCCCUGUCUAGUCUACAUAAGCAACAGCAGCUUCUUCAGCCUCAUGAGCAGUUCCAACAGUUUCCUGGCCCAACAUUACCCUUCCAAUAUUCCCCUUAUGUCAGCACCCCUCCUCUUGGAGUGGCCAACUACCCCAUACCCCCACAGUACAGCAACACUCUGCCUCUGAUGCCCCACCAGCAGCAACCUCCAGCUCACAAUCAGCAGUUGCAGCACUUCCAGGAGCAAACGAAUGGGCAACAACAGCAGCAGCAACCUAUAAACCUUUCCUUUUCUUCACGGGCUAUGGCGACAACUGCCUGCGAGAUUGAUGACUAUGAUACGUGACCUAAUGAUAGAAAGAUUACCUUCAGAGGAAAGGGCUUUGUAUUUGUUCAGCGCCCCUCCCUUUCCCAAACAUCUUUUGUCUAUAAACAUGUUUCUUUCAUGGACUUCUAUAUAUAUUUAUAUAUAUGCAUGUGAACCCAGCCAAUUUCAUUUUAAGUUUCUUCAUUAAGUUGCACAAGUAUUUGUGGUACAUAUUUUUUUUUGUAAUGUCAUGAUGGUGUAUGAAAUAAUAUACAAAACUGAAAAAGAAAUUUCUAGCAAUAGGCUAAAUAAUUUGAAGAGAAGGUCUGAUGUGAAUGUAUUUGGCUAUGGUUGAACAUUAUGUAAUUUUUUUAUUGUCUAAAAAUCGAAAAGUUGUAAACUUUUAACCCAGCUACUUGAUUUGAUGGUAGUAUUUUCACUAAUUUAGUGUUAAGUGAUAGUGCUGUAAGAACAAUUGUGAAAUUCAACAUCUUUCCAUGGACCAUCAUCUCAAAGUCUAAAAUUACUUAUGAAGUUUGAAACUAUUCUUUAUUACUUUUAAAAAACCUUAUUGUACACAAUGUAAGAAAAAAGAAUGUUACAGGAUGUAUAUAUAUAUACAGUGAACUCUGGGAUAAACCCAGAUAUAUAAUGUUAGGUUAAAUUUAGGUUAUUGUCUUUUUGAGACUUGUUUAUUAUGGGCUCAUUGAGUGAAAAUGGGUUUAUUGUUCUCUUUAGUUGGGUUUCUGGUCCUCCAUUUGUUGACAGUUUUGUUCUUGAGUUGUUAUUAUGUUGUUACAGAAGUUUCAGUGAAGCUGUUGAUACCUUGCUGUGGAUUUAUUGAUAUGUUUUGACUGUGCUCUUUUGUUUUUGUUCACUGAGUCGAUUUGAAACAUGAGGAAUUUGAAAUUGAUUGGUAAAUGAUUAGCCAAAAUUAUAAAAAAAAUGAUUCCCAUAUGAACUAA
This is a messenger RNA of Biomphalaria glabrata, 2001 nucleotides long. Its product is annotated as dr1-associated corepressor-like. Gene Ontology annotation, biological process: transcription by RNA polymerase II; positive regulation of transcription by RNA polymerase II; negative regulation of transcription by RNA polymerase II. Gene Ontology annotation, molecular function: transcription coactivator activity; RNA polymerase II general transcription initiation factor activity; protein heterodimerization activity. Bases 98 to 1075 code for a protein of 325 amino acids. Gene Ontology annotation, cellular component: negative cofactor 2 complex; nucleus. NCBI's taxonomy places the organism in Eukaryota, Metazoa, Mollusca, Gastropoda, Planorbidae. The record is from RefSeq and is a predicted model, not a curated record. The transcript has 8 exons.